UUGUUAGACAAUUGUGGAUUUGCCGUGGUGUGUUUCAGGUUAUAGGGAGACACACGAGCAGACGCAGAGAGGUCUGAAAGGACAUAGAAAUUGUAAGAUUGAAGGAAAGAUGAUACCUACAUCAGAAAACUGUGCCCUAACCCUGGCAGCUGUCAUGUCCAUGCUGACAUGUGUGUUGCUACAGGGGGCCCAGGCAGGAGUGGUCGGGGACUUCAACCAUGCCGAGCGCUGUAAGGACUCUCUGUACAUGGGCACUCCACCCCGAGGCUACCUGAGCAACUCCUUUAAGAAGAUCUGCCAGAGGUAUGAGGACAAACCCCGCUAUGUCACCCUGUACGACCCCCACAAACACAUCCCCAUCUAUUCUGCCUAUACGUUCAAGAAGUCGGAUGGGGAGAAGAAGGUGGACUUCCCUUGGAUGUUUGAGCCCCAGCUGGCCUCAGAAAAGAGCAGCAGUAACAUGGAGCCCUUUCCCCAAUCUUCAAGUAUGCAUAUGAACUUUGAGGACACCCAGGCAGUCCUGGAGGACUACGCUGAUGUGGUUCAGUAUGAACGUGGCCAGCUAAAUCCUGACGAGCAUCAGGCUGACCCUCUGGACAAAGCCUCCACCUACAGCUUGACAAAUGUGGUACCCCAGAUCAGGGAGUUCAACCUUGGCCCCUGGUCGGAACACCAGGAUCUCCUCCGCAAACGUCUCAACAACUACUGUCGUGGCAAAGCCUUUGUGGUAACCGGGGUCACCACAUCAGGUCACACGAUCCGUCGCAACAACCUAGACCGGGUGGCUGUACCGGAGUACAUGUGGUCGGCCUACUGCUGCACCGAGUUCGACCAAAACGCACCAUACUUUGUGCGCUACAAGUUCCCUGUGUUUGGAUCUUAUGGGCUGAACGAUCGUGUUAACAACCACAUGGUGGAAGUUCCUCUGAAGAACCUGGAGAAAUUUCUCAAGGGGAGGAUGGAUGUGGACAAAAACUUUCAGAUUUUCUAUAAUGACUGUGUGCCAGAUAACUGAGAUAAAUUGAAGGGGAUCUCUGUUAUAAGUCAAGUUUCAAGUGUGUUGGAAAAUCUACUUGAGACAAAGGCUCUUGCAGCUCAAACUUUACAUUAAACAAAAAUGUGUUGUCAAAUUAUAUUCAAAAUUAGCAAACAAUAAAAUGGGAAUUAAUUGGA
Messenger RNA from Micropterus salmoides (largemouth bass), 1173 nucleotides. Its product is annotated as endonuclease domain-containing 1 protein. The transcript has 2 exons. Bases 110 to 1015 code for a protein of 301 amino acids. Lineage: Eukaryota; Metazoa; Chordata; Actinopteri; Centrarchiformes; Centrarchidae. Gene Ontology annotation, molecular function: metal ion binding; hydrolase activity; nucleic acid binding. The record is from RefSeq and is a predicted model, not a curated record.